Messenger RNA from Aspergillus wentii DTO 134E9, 1062 nucleotides. Its product is annotated as histidine phosphatase family protein. The transcript has 3 exons. The record is from RefSeq and is a predicted model, not a curated record. The coding region runs from base 1 to 1062 and encodes 353 amino acids. Gene Ontology annotation, cellular component: cytoplasm. NCBI's taxonomy places the organism in Eukaryota, Fungi, Ascomycota, Eurotiomycetes, Eurotiales, Aspergillaceae. Gene Ontology annotation, molecular function: phosphatase activity.
AUGAAGCUUUCUGCCAUUAGUCCUGUGGCAUUGGGUCUUGCUGCCGCUGCACAGGCAUCUUCUAUUGACUACGCUGCUGUUACUGGGUACUUCCUGCAGGAUGAGAACUCUACGGACCCGUCCACUUUUGACUAUACGGCUGAAAAUUUUGGACUCAUCAAUCGCACAUACGACACAGAUAAGGAGUCCCGCAGAUACAGCAAGUUGACCCAAUGGGAACGAUUCUAUGACCAGGUCGUUCAGCUGAACCGAAGAUCGCCGGAAAACGUCGAAUACAAGGUUCUCUUCUUGGGUCGUCAUGGUCAAGGCUGGCAUAAUGCUGCUCAGGAUUACUAUGGCACACCGGCCUGGAACUGCUAUUGGUCUUUGCUUGAUGGAAAUGGCACAUCAACCUGGUCUGAUGCCGAACUGACAGCGAAUGGCAUUGCCCAGGCGCAGACCGCGCAUGACUUCUGGCAAAAGGAAAUAGACGAGCAACGGAUCCAUGCACCGGAUAGCUACUUUGUCAGCCCAUUGACUCGCACACUACAAACAGCCAACGUCACCUUUUCCGGUCUGCAGCUUCCUGCUGGUAGCACCCCCUUCAAGCCAUUGAUCAAGGAGUUGUUCCGCGAGAGCAUCAGCAUCCACACAUGCGAUCAUCGUCGCAACCGCACGUACAUCCACAACCUGUUCCCUGAAUGGCCCAUUGAGCAGGGCUUUGCUGAGACGGACCAGCUCUGGAACGGAGUGACGGGGGAGACCAAUGAUGCGCAGGAUAUCCGCAGCAAGACAGCGCUUGACUCUGUCUUCUCCAGCAAGGACAGUGGUCUUUUUGUGUCUGUCACCAGCCACUCGGGCGAGAUUUCAUCCAUUCUCCGGGUGCUUGGUCACCGUAAGUUCUCACUUAACACCGGUGCAGUCAUCCCCGUGCUCGUCAAGGCGGAGACAAGCUCAGAGGCUGAAAAACCGACAUCGGCCUCGUGGACUGUUUCUGCUCACUGCACUUCACCGCCGAUUACAUCUGUCUCGUCAUGUGUGUGCGCCUCGACUGCUGCUCCAGUGACGACGCCGCUGGUAUGA